This is a messenger RNA of Schistosoma mattheei, 3971 nucleotides long. The record is from the annotation of a GenBank genome assembly. NCBI's taxonomy places the organism in Eukaryota, Metazoa, Platyhelminthes, Trematoda, Strigeidida, Schistosomatidae.
GUUCCUACUUUUGAUUGCUUGACCUGCGUUGACUGGGAUUGUGCAUUUUUGUUGUGAAUUGAAGCACUCUUCCAGAAUUGAAAACACUCUGUGUUAUAGAGCGACUAAUUAUUACCUUUUGAACGAAUCUGUACGUGAUCUAUCCAGACAGGAUAGAAUAACAUUUAUUUGUGGUGAUUGUUUAGAUUUGAUCAAUUAAACAAUUAUUGGUUGGAUAGCUGAGUGGUUAUAUUUGUUUAGAACCGCUAUCUUACCCAAUUCCUUUGUUUUGGUUUCAAUCGGGCGAGGGCGCGUAUCUAACUCAUCCAGACAGCUGUCCAGCAGUCCAAACGUAGUUUGGAUCUUACAGUUCUAAACAAAUAUUUGGUCGAAUUCGUUUGGCUUUCGUUUCGUUGAUUCCAAUCAUCGUCUCUGGGAAUAUCUGGUCGUUCGCUUCCGAUGCCAAACAAUCGUCGAAGGAAAUUAAGUCCAAGGCUCGUGAAUGUUAAAAGAGAUGAACAAAAGGAUGGAUCCCCUCAAUCAAGGCAAGUGCCUUCUGAUGCUUCUAUGUGUCAUGGUUCAUAUUCUAAUAGGGACGAUUGUAAUUAUAGUGAAUCUAGUUGUGAUAUAAUGGCAGAUGGCAUAGAAAACCUUAAUUUAGACGUGAAGCAAGCAAAAGGCGUAAGGCCUACAGCGUUUUUCAUAGGUCCAGAGUUACCAAAGGUUGAGUUAAGUUAUUUCGACGGUCAACCAAGAGGUUACUGGAAGUUUUUAAGGGAGUUUGAGACCUAUGUGGAAUCAAGGGUCAAGGAUGAUGGUCAACGCUUGCUUUAUUUGAUGCAUUAUUGUAAGGGUAAAGCGAAAACAGCCAUUGAGGGUUGUGUUAUGUUGGAAGCCUCUUUUGGUUACAAGAAGGCCAAGGAAAUUCUAAAACGGUUGUUCGGACAGGCGCAUGUAAUCGCUCGGGAGACUUUAGAGGACUUAUUCAAAACUACAAAUGUUGAUUACAGUGAUCCUGAGCAACUAACAAAUCUAGCUAUUAGGAUGGAAAAUUGUUCUAUGGUUUUGAAACAGAUGAAGUACACUGCCGACUUAAACUCUUUAAUUACCUUAGAGAGAAUAGUAGGACUCUUACCUCAAGUUAUGCAAGCCCAGUGGGCGGACUGGGUAGAUGAAUUGACUGAAGAUAAUAGAGAACCAACCUUUGAUGAGCUUACCCAAUUUAUAGCAUCCCGCGCGAGGGUAGCUAAUAGUAGGUUUGGACGGUUAGCGAAUCGUCCGAGAAAGGGACACAACUUAAAGACAAAUUGUCACUUGCAAUUGGAGCAGGCGAAUAAUUCGAAAGAGAAAGCUAAAUGCAGUGUGUGUUCCCUGGACCAUGCUAUUUAUAAAUGUCCAAAUUUUUUAGCGCUUACCGUUCAAGAGAGAUGGUCUCACGCGAAGGUUAAUGGCAUCUGUUUUGUCUGCCUCAGGCAAGGGCAUAAAGUUAGUGAAUGUAAGCUGGCAAAACGUUGUAACGUUGAGGGUUGUGAAAGGAAACACCAUUCUUUGUUACACAGCGAGAGUGAGAAAUCUGGUACCUCGAGUUGUUGCGGAUAUACUAAAUCACUAAUCAGUCAAGUGUGUUUAGGCAUGAUUCCCGUACGGUUGAAAUCGCGAAAAGCCGAGAUUGUGGGUUAUGCUCUGUUGGACAACGGUUCUGAUGUGACACUGAUAAGAUCAAACUGUUUGAGGUCUCUCGGGCUGAGCGAAGACGAAGCAUCAGUGGUAGUUGAGACUGUAGGCGGUAAUAGAACAAUGAAGGUCACGAGUGCGCCUUUUGAGGUAUAUUCUUUAGAUCAAUCUGAACAUGUUACUAUUGAAGGAGCUCUGGUUGUAGCGAGUAUACCAGGUCAUAAGCCAACAAAAUCAGCAAUGAACAACCUAGUUAAGUGGCCGCAUUUAAGUGAUGUGCCAAUAGAUAGCCUAGACUCUGAAGAAGUUUUACUGUUGAUUGGUUGCGACGUACCAGAAGCACAUUGGGUGUUAGACCAACGGUUGGGUGGAAGGAAGAACCCGUACGCUGUGAAAACGUUGCUGGGGUGGACGGUUUUCGGACCCGCGUCAUAUUCGGAACAUAGGAAAAGAGUUGUUAAUCAUACCAGUAAAUUACAGACUUUGGAGAACGAAAUACGUAAACUUUACGAUGUAGAGUUUUCUGAUGAUAAUUCAAAGGAUAAAUCAGUAUCAAUAGAAAAUAAGGCGGCUAUAAGGAUUGUGGAAGGAGGCACACGCUUCGAAAAUGGUCAUUUUGCAGUUCCUGUACCAUGGAAAGUGAACUCAAAUAUGAAAGGGAGGAAUUAUGAAGUGGCAAACAAUAGACUACAGAGCGUGAAGCGUAGAUUGUCGAAAGAUGACCUUCUGUAUAUCAAGUAUACAACAGGUAUUGAAAGUAAUUUUAUUCAGGGCUAUGCGGAGAUCCUUGAAAUACAAUUGCGACCUAGUUAUCACCCCCGGUGGUACUUACCUCACCAUGCAGUUUUAAAUCCGAAAAAGCCAGCAAACUUUGCCUUGAAUAAGACGGCCCAAAUAUUCUCUGAUGGUUAUGUUGUAGAUGAUGUCAAGAAUAAUUUCUAUGUUGAUGAUUGCUUGAUAUCCAUUCCCACUUGUAAUCAAGCAAAGAGUUUCGUUAAACAUAUAAGUGAAUUAUUAUGUAGAGGAAGCAUACAGAAAGUGACUUAUCUUGAAUAUUGGUUCGAAUGCCCUACUUUAUUGCAUGGCGAAUUUUAUAUAACAAUCACUGACUGUCCGGAACAUACUCCUGACGCUAUUGAGCUUAGAAAAACUGCUGUGGGUAACUUGAGUAGUAUAAAGUACAACAUGUUACCUAUUCUCUCUUAUUAUUCCGAGUGGUUGAAAUUAAUCAGAGCUGUAACCUGGUUUAGAAGGUUCAUCGAAUUCCUGAUGGUACAUCGUGCACCAAGUUGUAAAGGAUCCGUUCAUCUAGGAUGUUUAAAGGUUGACAUCGCCAAGUGUAAGAAUUUAUUGAUGGUUCAAAGGGAAGUGUAUGGAAAAUUAUUUAGUGGAUUUAGAAACAGCAGUAAAGUAGUAAGAUAUGAUCUGAAAGGCUUAUCACCGAUAAUGCUUGAUGGGUUACUCUGUGUUACAGGUCGGCUAAGCUACUCCGAAUCCUUAAAUGCCUUUAAACAUCCAGUAAUUUUACGCAGUCGACACUUAGUGACGGAAAUGAUAAUUAGACAUUAUCAUAAGGAACCAGGACACAUAGGAAGGUCAUUAGAAAAAGGAUAUAGAUAUGUGUUUACUUGUUUGCAAACGUGGGCAGUACAUAUUGAACUGAUGUGUAGUUUGAUUGCUGAUUCAUUACGUUUUAUUGGAAGAAGAAGGAAACCUCCGGAGAUUUACAGUGACAGUGCGUCAAGCUUCGUGGGGACAGUUUCCGAGUUAAGAAGGGUUGUGCAGCAGUCGAAUCAGCAGAAGAUAAAUAUUGAAUUGUCAGCGAGACCCUCAUCCAACAGCAUGGCUGGAGUUUGGGGAAGAGUGAUUAGGUCUAUACCACGACUGUUAUUGUUGAUCACCAGAGAACAGAUGAAGCAGGUCUCCCUGAAGCUUCGGGUUAGUCUUUUUUGUUAUUAAUGUAGUUAGGUCGAGUAGGCGUACUGCUGUAAGUCCUACUCGUUCCUAUAGUGUAAUAUGCUACAUAAUGAACCAUGACCAUAGGCAUCAAGGUAGCUUGUGUGGUAUGGAGGGAUUUUGGGGGCCGGUGUAAGAUCCAUUUUGAAUGUUUUGUGUGUUUGUGAAAAUCCCUCCAUGUAUAUACUUGCACUUUGUUCCUAUUGAUUCUUUUAGUCGUACAAUGUUAACUUUUUGACUACAGUUGAACUGUUAAUAUUUGUAUUUUAUUAUAGUUUUCGUUUUUACCACACCUUCACUAAUUCCCUAUGCUUCUUCCCGAACUGCACUUAUGUUGUUUUACUUUAUACUAAGUCUGAGCG